Messenger RNA from Dromiciops gliroides (monito del monte), 1982 nucleotides. It is a transcript of the gene B4GALNT1, whose product is annotated as beta-1,4-N-acetyl-galactosaminyltransferase 1. The record is from RefSeq and is a predicted model, not a curated record. The transcript has 13 exons. Gene Ontology annotation, molecular function: hexosyltransferase activity. Gene Ontology annotation, biological process: ganglioside biosynthetic process. The coding region runs from base 363 to 1970 and encodes 535 amino acids. Lineage: Eukaryota; Metazoa; Chordata; Mammalia; Microbiotheria; Microbiotheriidae. Gene Ontology annotation, cellular component: Golgi membrane.
GCCCAAGAUCAAGACGGUUCCAGAGACUGAGCUCCAGGCUGAACAAGCAAGGGGUGGGGGGCCCUUCCCUAGAACCGGAGGCUGAGCCCGAGCCUAGAAAGCUGCAAGCCGGUUGUCCGUCUGAGCCUCUGAAAGACAGGUAAAGGCCGGACCUACUCCACUAACAUCCCCAUGAGGACUCUCGGACCUGCCUUGGGUGCUCUACGGAGAAGAGACCGAGAUUCAGCCGAAGCCUAAGACCGCCUGACAGUUGGAAACAUCCAAUCCCUCCUCCAGCAUCCGCCAAGUCCAAAUACUCUAACCUGGCUCCAGAACCUCAAUAUGCGCCCAUUCAGUUUUGGUUCAAGGAACAGGUUGUCGGAAUGAAGCUAGGGCGAAGAUCCUUUUGUAGCUUCCUGCUACUGCUCUUCUUUGCUGCUCUGGGCCUCAUUUACCUUCACAACUGGAAACACUCAAUUCCUAGAGCUUCCUCUGGGUUGUGGUCGCCUUCUCCUGAGUCCUCCAAGCUCAAAUUCCCUAACCUGGCUCCAGAGCCUCGAUAUGCACACAUUCCAUUUAGACUCAAGGAGCAGGUUGUGGGGUUGCUGGCACAAAAUGCCUGUAGCUGUGUGGCCAGCAGAGGAGGAGGACUUGCCUUCUCUCUCCCGUUCCAACAGCAGGUGCAUGCAAUUGACUUCACAUCAGCUUAUGGACCUGAGGAGCUGCUGGCAGCCACAAUUGCGAGGGAUCGGGAAUACCAAGCUUUCCAGGCCAGGGUCCAGUCCUCAGCUGACCAGAUACUCAUCGCUCCAGCUAACUCCCCCCUGCAGUAUCCCCUGCAGGGUGUGGUGGUCCAGCCCUUAAAGACCAUCUUGGUGCCAGGUCUGAGUCUACAAGCAACUGAGCAAGAAGUGUACCGGGUAAACCUCUCUGCAUCUCUUGGCACCUGGGAUGUGGCUGGGGAAGUGGAAGGAGUGAUACUUCGAGGGGAGGGCCAGCCGGAACUUACUCUCUCAAGCCCAGAGUUGGACCGACUCAAUAGACAGCUUCAGCUGGUCACUUACAGUAGCAGGAGCUACCAACCAGACACCACAGACACAGCCCGGUUCUCCACCAAUGGCCAUGAAGCUGUCUUCACUAUCCGAAUCAAGCAUCCGCCCAGCCCUCGUCUGUACCCACCUGGGCCAUCUCCUAAAGGAGCCAAAUAUAAUAUCAGCGCUCUGGUCACCAUUGCGACCAAGACCUUCCUUCGCUAUGACCGUCUCCGCAACCUCAUUGCCAGCAUCCGUCGUUUCUACCCAACAGUCACUGUGAUCAUCGCUGAUGACAGUGAGCAUCCGGAGCCAGUCAAAGGCCCUUAUAUUGAGCACUACCUCAUGCCCUUCGGCAAGGGAUGGUUUGCAGGCCGAAAUCUAGCUGUUUCACAAGUGACCACAAAAUAUGUGCUGUGGGUGGACGAUGACUUCAUCUUCACUGGACGCACGAAGUUGGAGAAGCUUGUGGAUGUACUGGAGCAGACAUCUCUAGAUUUGGUCGGGGGAGCAGUUCGGGAGAUCACAGGUUUCUCCACUACUUAUCGACAAUUGAUGAGCAUAGAACCUGGCGGCCCUGGCUGGGGAGACUGCCUCACCCAAAGGCGAGGUUUCCACCAUGAGCUGCCGGGUUUCCCAAGUUGCGUGGUCACUGAUGGUGUUGUCAACUUCUUCUUGGCUAGAACAGACAAGGUUCGAGAGAUCGGCUUCGACCCUCGACUAAGCCGGGUGGCCCAUUUGGAAUUUUUCCUGGAUGGACUUGGCUCCCUUCGGGUAGGCUCCUGUUCUGAUGUCUUGGUGGAUCAUGCAUCAAAGCUGAAACUUCCAUGGGCACCUUUGGGGACCGAGGCAGAGACUUAUGCCAAAUACCGAUAUCCAGGGGUUACUGAUGAGAGCCAGGUGGCCAAACACAAACUGCUCUUCUUCAAACAUCGCCUCCAAUGCAUGACCUCAGAUUGAUUGUCCCAAUAA